Molecule: messenger RNA, 2844 nt
Organism: Effrenium voratum
Lineage: Eukaryota; Dinophyceae; Suessiales; Symbiodiniaceae
Source: the annotation of a GenBank genome assembly
AUGAUUGCACGAAGAAGCCUUAUUGCGCUGACCGCGCUUGGCCUGGCCGCGGCGGUCGCGCCGGCCCAGGCCGACUAUCCCGAACGCCCGGUCACCUACAUCAUUCCCUACAAUCCGGGCGGCGAAUCCGAUGUGACCGCACGGUUUCAGGAGCAGCACUUCAAGGGCAUCACCGGUCAGGAUGUCGUGAUCCAGUACAAGCCGGGCGCGGGCGGGGCGACGGCAUGGGCGCAGCUGAACGGCUUCGAGCCCGACGGUUACACCAUCAUGAACGUCAACUUCCCGCACGCCAUCCUGCAGCCGGCGAUGAAGGAUGUCGGCUACCAGACCGAGGAUGUCGCGCCGGCCUACAUCUUCCACUACACGCCCGACGCGAUCGUCGUGCGGGCCGACAGCCCCUACCAGACGCUGCAGGAUCUCAUCGACGACGCGACCGCCAAUCCCGGCACCGUCACCUUCGGCGGUUCGGGGACAAACUCCGCCAACCAUCUGGCGGCCGUGCGCUUCGACCAGAUGACCGGCGCCAAGACCACCUAUAUUCCCUUCAAGGGGUCGGCCCCGGCAAUGGCGGCUGUUCUGGGCGGUCAGAUCAAGGCGGCGAUGACCUACACCACCCAGGGCAUCAAGGCCGGCGACCAGGUGCGUGUCCUCGCCGUGGCGACACCCGAGCGGAUCGAGGCCUAUCCUGACGUGCCCACGUUCAACGAGCUGGGCUUCGAUUUCGUUGGCGGGGCCUAUCGCGGCGUCACCCUGCCCAAGGACGCGCCGCAGGAGGUGCGCCAGCGCCUUUCGGACAUCAUCGGCGAGAUCAACGCCGUUCCGGAAUUCCGGCAGCAGCUGAUCGACAACGGAUAUGUGCCGGUCGAUAUCCCGACAGGGGAGAUCGAUCAGUGGCUGGCUGACCGCAAGGCCGACUAUGCAGGCGGCAUCGAGCACGUCUCCGUGAUCGAUGCCCUUCUGAAUGCGAUAACCCCGUUCAACCUGGCGCUUGCCUUGUUCGGCGUCAUCGCCGGGACGUUCAUCGGGGCGCUUCCGGGUCUGUCGGCCACCAUGGCGGUGGCCGUUCUGGUCCCCUUCACCUUCACCAUGGACCCCGCCUCGGGGCUGAUUGCUCUGGGUGCGGUGUACACCGGCGCGAUCUAUGGCGGCGCCUAUUCGGCGAUCCUCGUCAACACGCCGGGAACACCCGCCGCCAUCGCCACCUCAAUGGACGGUUUUCCCAUGGCCAAGCGCGGCGACGGCGACCUGGCGGUGACACUCUCGUGCCUGGGCUCGGUCGUCGGCGGCAUGGUCGGCGCGCUCGCCCUGCUGCUGCUUGCCCCGCCCCUGUCGCAGGUCGCGCUCGCAUUCGGUCCGGUCGAGUACUUCUGGCUCGCAAUCUUCGGCCUUUCUCUGAUCGCGACACUGUCGCGGGGGAACACCGUCAAGGGGCUCGUGGGCGGCGCCAUCGGCCUGAUCCUGUCUUGCGUCGGGUCCGCCGUCGUCGGCGGCGACGUCCGCUUCACUUUCGGCCAGACGCAGCUCCUUGGCGGGAUUCCCGUCAUUCCCGCCCUCAUCGGCCUUUACUGCAUUCCCGUGCUGAUCGAUCUGGUGAUCAAGAAGGAGGCGCAUCUCGAGCGCAGGGCCGAGGCGGUUUCGGGCUUCCGGUUCACCGAGGCCGUCGGCCUCAUGCUGCGGUCGAAAUUCAAUCUCUUCCGCUCUGCCGUGCUCGGCACGGCCGUCGGCAUCCUGCCGGCUGCCGGCGGCUCGGUCGCCGGUCUGAUCGCCUACUCCGAAGCCAAGCGCACCUCGAAGAAGCCGGAAGAUUUCGGGCACGGCGCCACCGAUGGCGUCAUCGCAUCGGAAGCGGCGAACUCGGCGACCGUCGGCGGCGGCUUCAUCCCAACCCUGGUUCUCGGCAUUCCCGGAACGCCGCCGGACGCGAUCAUUCUGGGCGCUCUGCUGGUGCAGGGCAUACGCACCGGGCCUCAACUCUUCACGCAACAGGCCGACAUCGUCUACACAUUCGUCUUCGGCCUGAUCAUCGGCACGCUGUUCAUGCUGCCGACCGGCUUGAUCAUCGGCCGCUACGCGUUCCGGCUGAUCGUCUCGGUCCCGAAGACGGUGCUGGCGCCCUCCAUUGCCCUGCUCACGGUCAUCGGCUCGUUCGCCAUCGAGUCCAACACCGUCCAUGUCGUCAUCAUGGUUGUGCUGGGCGUUUUCGGAUGGCUGAUCGCCCGCGUCGGCUUUGAGGCAUCGCCCAUCGUCCUGGGCCUCAUCCUCGGCCCCAUCGCCGAAGCCGGGUUCGUCCAGGCCUGGCUGAUAGGCGGCGCGCAAGGCAGCAUUCCGGCGAUGUUCUUCGGGCGCCCCCUGUCUCUGGCGAUCAUCUUCAUGAUCGUCUUGACACUUGCCUCCCCGGCGCUCGUGAACUGGCGACGCAUCUCCGCACCCGACAUCAUCGCGGCAGCCAUUGCCCUGACCUUCGGUGCCUACGCGCUCUACGAAGCGCGCACCAUGUCGGACCUUGGUGCCGUGUUCCCGGUGACCGCGGCCAUCGUGCUGAUUGCCGGCGCCACGGCGAUCCUCGCGCUCGGCUUCAUGCGGCCCGCAAAUCGGCAGACCGCGCCGCCAACCGAAUGGAAGCGGUUUGCCUACGCCGUGAUCACGCUGUUCGCAUGGGCCGUCCUGCUGAAGCCAUUGGGCUUCGUGAUCACCUCGGCGCUGGGGAUGCUCGCCAUCACCCUCGCCGCACGCCGUGAACCGAUGGCCGCAAAGGCGGCGGCGCUUCACGCGCUCAACGGCAUCAUCCUCAUCGGCGCCUUCUAUGCGGUCAUGCGAUAUCUUUUGAAAAUCGCCGUGCCCUGA